AUGGGUGAGCUGAAAGGUCAGGUUGGCUUCAUGGCUGCCAUGCUGGUCAACACCAUCCUGUUUUCCACCAUGUCACAGGCAAAUGGAGCCCUCUACACGCAGCCGAAGUCAAAAUGCAGCCAACGUCAUGACGACCCGGCUCCUAAACACGAAUGUUCCACGCGCUGUUCCCGCAUAACCAGCUCCUGUGACAACUUCUUCAUUGGCGACUCCUGGCCAAAAAGCAGCUUCCAAUCUUCGGAAUCUACCUGCCGGAUCUGCCACACUCUGGCGGGGGAGAAGACGCUAGUUUUCGCCACGGCCUUCAACACGCACUACCGCAUCCCUGAGUACACGGCGUCCGCCAUCACACGUGACCCGGACGUACCGGAACAGGACAGGCCGUCAUCGAGCCUGUGGGACAGAGUUCAACUCGGACUGUGUGGAAAGGAAGUUCACAGCGCCAUCAGUGACAAGUGUAAAGGACUUCAGACGGAGAGUUGGGGUGUGACCCGGAUGUCGGACAUCUGGAAGGCGACGGAAACUCGCUGCCGCCUCAGCGACCCCAGCUUUGACGACCUGCAGCAGAGCUACUGUGGCGACUGCCAGGGACUGGACAGCGACUAUUCCGGCUGUGGAAACACCUACAACCGGGGCCACAUCAACCCGAACGCCAUUAACGACAAAGAUGCAGACGUGCAGAAUGGAACCUUCAGUAUGAUCAACGUAGCUCCGCAGGACGACGACUUUAACCAGUGUGUGUGGCAACCGUACGAAUGUGCAGUUGGCAGGAAAGCAGACCAAGUCUACCAGAACGCGGAGAAAGCCGGUUCCAACAGCAAAACCCUCUACAUGAUCACGGGCACAAAGUUGGGCGGACAAACCACGUGGAUGAAAGGACGGGUGGCCAUUCCUGGGUACUUCUGGAAGGCGUUGUGCUACCCUGGGGACGAGAAGGCCGGCCUUCGUCCCUUCGGAGUCGGCUUCUACGGCCGAAACAUCGACUGUUCCACCAUGACGUCACUUCCGCUAGACGAGUUCGAGGCCUGGCUGUACGAUGGAGCGGAUGAGCAUCUCUUUCCCGGUUCAGUGUGUGCCGGACCGGUAGAUAACUGGGACGGUUUGGAUGCCCACGUAGCCGAGAUAGCUCACGACUGUAGGAAUGAACACCUCCAGGAAUCGUGUGAGAGCUCCUGGCGUGACGAACGCUGCAGCACCACCCUAGCCGUGGAACUACAACAGUUAAAGCAGGCAGAAUGCAGCCGUAGCCAAGACAGCCCGGCUCCUCAACACGAAUGUUCCACGCGCUGUUCCCGCCUCACCAGCUCCUGUGACAACUUCUUCAUUGGCGACUCCUGGCCAAAAAGCAGCUUCCAAUCUUCCGAGUCCACCUGCCGAAUCUGCCACACUCUGGCGGGGGAGAAGACGUUAGUUUUCGCCACGGCCUUCAACACGCACUACCGCAUCCCUGAGUACACGGCGUCCGCCAUCACACGUGACCCGGACGUACCGGAACAGGACAGGCCGUCAUCGAGCCUGUGGGACAGAGUUCAACUCGGACUGUGUGGAAAGGAAGUUCACAGCGCCAUCAGUGACAAGUGUAAAGGACUUCAGACGGAGAGUUGGGGUGUGACCCGGAUGUCGGACAUCUGGAAGGCUUCCGAAACUCACUGCCGCCUCAGCAACCCCAGCUUUGACGACCUGCAGCAGAGCUACUGUGGCGACUGCCAGGGACUAGACAGCGACUAUUCCGGCUGUGGAAACACCUACAACCGGGGCCACAUCAACCCGAACGCCAUUAACGACAAAGAUGCAGACGUCCAGAAUGGAACCUUCAGUAUGAUCAACGUGGCUCCGCAGGACGACGACUUUAACCAGUGUGUGUGGCAACCGUACGAAUGUGCAGUUGGCAGGAAAGCAGACCAAGUCUACCAGAACGCGGAGAAAGCCGGUUCCAACAGCAAAACCCUCUACAUCAUCACGGGCACGAAGUUGGGCGGACAAACCACGUGGAUGAAAGGACGGGUGGCCAUUCCUGGGUACUUCUGGAAGGCGCUGUGCUACCCUGGGGACGAGAAGGUCGGCCUUCGUCCCUUCGGAGUCGGGUUCUACGGCCGGAACAUCGACUGUUCCACCAUGACGUCACUUCCGCUAGACAAGUUCGAGGCCUGGCUGUACGAUGGAGCGGAUGAGCAUCUCUUUCCCGGGUCAGUGUGUGCCGGACCGGUAGAUAACUGGGAAGGUUUGGAUGCUUACGUAGCCGAGAUAGCUCACGACUGUAGGAAUGAACACCUCCAGGAAGAUUGUGAGAGCUCCUGGCGUGACGUACGCUGUGGUACCAGUGGUUGAGCUCACAGUUGAGCUUAAAACUAAUCGCGUUGCAAGCCAAAAGGUCAGAUCAACCGUCUUUUGAUCCGAUUACAGUUUCGAGUAGACGAAACAGAAACACCAGCUAAGUCAUCAAAAUAAAUCUUCCUUAUAAACCAUUUGAAUUUGAAAUUUUCGCAGUAGUAAAAACCCUAUGAUAGGAUAGAUGGCAGAUUUAAUUGAGAAUCUAUUAAUAACAGGAAAGAUUUAAACUGGUACAAAGGACUUGCUAAGGUGAAAGCAUAGAAACUUUCAGACGGCAUCCAUCAUCUUUAUUUACCUAGCUGAUGAGGGGAACCACGUGGCUAGUAGAUCGACGGAUCAACACAGGUCACAUCAGCAUUUUAAUUAUCUUCGUUAGAAGGUUAUUUUUCAAGUGCACAAUAGAUUAGGGGUUGCUGAUUUUGUAAUCGGUUAUAUCUUUGGUUGUGGUACAUUUAUUUUCAUGAUAUUUGGUAGGUAGUAUGGGAUUGGGGAAAGAAAGGUCAAUGUGAAUUUAGGGUACUCUAGAGAUUUGUAAAGUAGUGCGGCGGGUACAUGGGUAUACUAUCUUGUACAGUGGACAUGUUAUGGUCUAUGGUAGAUAUUUUUGGGCAGUAAGUGGUUUCAGCGAAAUAGCUAGUUUUUGAGCUGCUGUGGUCAUUUUUAUGACGGAAUGUGACUAGAUGUGAUAAAUUUUGAUGUUGUAGAAUCUGAUGUUUUUUUUACAGUUUUUGUAGGCAGCUUGUAUGUGUGGAAGAAGAAUGUUAAGUUCGAAUUUGGGCAUACUAGUGGCUUUCUAAUAUAUUUCAGCGGCACUUUUAUGUUUGACAUGUAGCUUAGAAUGUAGAUCAAGUAAGAUUAAGGUAUUGGAAGUAUUUUAAACAUAAUUAUGUUCACAGUCUGGGGUAACGAAUGUUUAUAAGGUUGUGGACAAUACUAGAUCAUGAAUACAGGUUCACAGGGGGGGGGGGUGUUUUUUUUUAGUAACAAAUGUUUAUAAGGUUGUUGACAAUACUAGGAUACGCUGGGAUAGGUUUUGUUUGCGGUAUUUUGCUAUUGACUUGCUAAGUGUUCUUUUUUUUAAGCUGAAGUCAUGUUUAUAGUGAAUAUGUAGGGUUGAUUAGGUCACAAUAAACAUCUGACUAUGUCGGAAAAUUUCCGUUCUUGAGUCACGUGUUUUUCUGUACUCCGACUUAUGUAUCACACGCAAUCUUUUGGUCACAAACCAGCAAAAUGAAAGUCAAACUAUACACAGCUGCACAUUCCUGACAACCCAAACUAAUCCGUGACGAACGGUAUGAAGUCAUUGACCUCUUGUUUGUAUUUUUUUAAAUGUUUUUCUGUACUAGAAACUAC
Molecule: messenger RNA, 3684 nt
Organism: Branchiostoma belcheri (Belcher's lancelet)
Lineage: Eukaryota; Metazoa; Chordata; Leptocardii; Amphioxiformes; Branchiostomatidae
Exons: 9
Coding region: 1-2328 (775 amino acids)
Molecular function (GO): nucleic acid binding; metal ion binding; hydrolase activity
Source: RefSeq, a predicted model, not a curated record